Molecule: messenger RNA, 174 nt
Organism: Lottia gigantea (owl limpet)
Lineage: Eukaryota; Metazoa; Mollusca; Gastropoda; Lottiidae
Exons: 1
Biological process (GO): regulation of transcription by RNA polymerase II; developmental process
Molecular function (GO): RNA polymerase II transcription regulatory region sequence-specific DNA binding; DNA-binding transcription factor activity, RNA polymerase II-specific; protein dimerization activity
Source: RefSeq, a predicted model, not a curated record
CCUCAUCUUGUGGCCAAACGCAAUGCGCGCGAAAGACGAAGAGUACAAGCUGUAAAUUCGGCAUUUACGAAAUUACGAAAACACGUACCGUAUGAAGCGCGCCAUAAAAGAUUAUCCAAAGUGAAGACCCUUCAGUUGGCUAUUGAUUAUAUUCAUGCAUUACAAGAUAUUAUU